Messenger RNA from Macrobrachium nipponense, 738 nucleotides. RefSeq lists its product as uncharacterized. Lineage: Eukaryota; Metazoa; Arthropoda; Malacostraca; Decapoda; Palaemonidae. The coding region runs from base 1 to 738 and encodes 245 amino acids. The record is from RefSeq and is a predicted model, not a curated record. The transcript has a single exon.
AUGGAUACCAAGUCAACUUACCAUUCCAUGGAUCCACGAACCCAUAACAACUAUCGAAAUGCUCUUGCCCAAUUAUAUGCUCUUGAGAGACAUUUCAGUAAAAAUCCUGAAUAUCAUGACAACUAUGAAAACAGCUUUCAGAUGUAUCUUGCAGCUGGCUUCAUUAAGGAAGUCGAAAAUCCGAAAAUUGAAGGCUACUAUUUACCCUACUUUGGAGUAAAGAAGCAGAGCCUAACAACACUGUUACGCAUAGUAUUCAACACUUCGUCCAAAGUUAAUGGUGAACUCUCAUUAAAUGACUGUCUAUUUCCGGGUCCUACUCUAGCCAUAAUGUUGUAUGAUUUGCUGAUCAAAUUCCACAGUCACCCUUAUGCAUUACUAUCAUACAUCUCGAAAUACACUCAUUUCUUGUGGCGACGAAAGCCUUUACCAGUGGCCACGUACGCCUUUCAAGUCGUGGUAUUUGGUGUCACCACUAAUCCCUAUAUACUGCAACAAGUGCUUAGGACUCACCUCCAAGAGAAAGGGAGGGAAGAAUUAAUGAAGUCUUUUUAUGUAAAUAACUAUAUUCAAACUUUUGAGUCUUAUAACCAGCUAGAAGAUGCAUAUGUUGAAACCAAAUCAUUGUUAGAUGAGGCCCACAUGCCUUUAACUGGGUGGGCCAGUAACUGUCAGGGAUUUAACGAGAGACUAGACUGUAAUGAACCUAAUGAAAAUGCAAACUUCUGUCAUCUUUAA